Messenger RNA from Seriola dumerili (greater amberjack), 5162 nucleotides. RefSeq names its product HLF, PAR bZIP transcription factor (gene hlfa). The coding region runs from base 249 to 1154 and encodes 301 amino acids. NCBI's taxonomy places the organism in Eukaryota, Metazoa, Chordata, Actinopteri, Carangiformes, Carangidae. Gene Ontology annotation, biological process: regulation of transcription by RNA polymerase II. The record is from RefSeq and is a predicted model, not a curated record. Gene Ontology annotation, cellular component: nucleus. The transcript is spliced from 4 exons. Gene Ontology annotation, molecular function: RNA polymerase II cis-regulatory region sequence-specific DNA binding; DNA-binding transcription factor activity, RNA polymerase II-specific.
UCCGCCAAAGCCCCGCUCCCUCCGCCCUCCUCCUCCAGCUAUUUGCCAGCCAGCCUCAGCGACAGACAGCCAGCCGCUCACCGUCCUGCUGCUGCGCGGAGUCCCGUCUUCGCCCUCCGAGCCCCGGCGUCGUUUUUCUCGUCUACGAGGACCUCCACGGGCCGGCAAGCGAGUUCGGUCGCGUCUCUUUUUUGGGGGGGAAAUUUCAGUCAUUGCGAGCUUUAUUCUCCAAUUGCCCUGCAAGAUAUAUGGAGAAAAUGGCCAGACCUCUUCCUUUAAACCCAACUUUCCUGCCGCCGACUCACUGCGUACUGAAAUCCCUGCUGGAAAAUCCGCUGAAGCUGCCUUUCCAUCACGAUGAAGGAUUUGGUAAAGACAAGGAGAAAGAAAAGAAGCUUGACGAUGAGAGCAGCACAGCCAACCACCCACAGUCGGCCUUCCUCGGCCCGACCCUCUGGGACAAGACCCUGCCCUACGAUGGGGACAACUUUCAGCUGGAGUACAUGGAUCUGGAGGAGUUCCUCUCCGAGAAUGGCAUCCCGGCCAACACAACCCAGAGCGACCAGGCUCAGCAGGCAGCGCAGCCGGCACAGGCCCCUCUCCAAAAGGCCCCACCGCCCGCCCCGCCCACACCCACUGUGGUGGACCUCAGUAGCCGCGCCACCACCUCGGUUCACACAGGCAUGGCCCCUCAGACCUGCCUCCACAGUCCCAGCACAGCAGCACUGCCCUCAUCCCGGGACACUCCCAGCCCCAUCGACCCAGAGUCCAUUCAGGUGCCCGUGACCUAUGAUCCUGACCCAGCAGACCUGGCUCUGUCCAGCGUGCCCGGCCAGGAAAUGUUCGACCCCAGGAAACGCAAAUUCUCCGCCGAGGAGCUGAAGCCGCAGCCCAUGAUCAAAAAAGCCCGCAAGGUCUUCAUUCCCGAAGACCUGAAGGACGAUAAGUACUGGGCCCGGCGCAGAAAGAACAAUGUGGCAGCCAAGCGGUCACGGGACGCCAGGCGGCUGAAGGAGAACCAGAUCGCCAUCCGGGCUGGCUUCCUGGAGAAGGAGAACGCCGCUCUCCGCAUGGAGGUAGCGGACUUGAGGAAGGAGCUGGGCCGCUGCAAGAACGUUCUGGCUAAAUACGAGGCCCGGCACGGGCCCCUGUGAGCCCCCAAAACUCCAACUCCCCCAACCACCGCCAAGCCCCCCCCGCUCGUUCCUCCCCAACACGUUAGUACCCCAACCCACCCUUUCCUCGAGUUUGAAGGACAAUGUGUCUCUUUUGGUGACACUGCCCCCUCCUCCUCCACCUUCUCCACCACGUCCCCUUCCUUCCACCUGCCCCCACCGCCCUGCCUCCUCCUCCCCCGCCCUCCUCCAACACACACCUGUAUGAUUCUGGUAUUAUAACUGUCAUUUUGACUUCUAUCAUAAGCUUCGAUUUGUCUGUUCCUUCUUUUAUUUUCUGUACACAUCGUUCGACUGAAUAUAUAUACAUAUACAUAGAUAAAUAUAUAUAUAUUUACACAUGCAUACUUCCCACUUUAAUGUACUGUGAGGAGUUAUGAGCCAACCCACCAGCUGAGCCCCCCCCCUCCCUCAAACCCCGCUACCUUCCACUUUUGAGAAACAAUGCCAUGCUGUUUGUUGUUCACUUUCAUACCGAUUUUAUACGUGACAUCAGGACUGAAAACUGUUGUUUCCUGUUUCCCUUCUUCUUCUUCUUCUGUCUUAUAACCAUGUGACGUGUCAGAACCUGCUUUUACCCCCCAAAAACUGGUGUUUUUAAACCCUGUACGAGGUCUGCUUUUUCUUCUAUCAGCAACAUCAUCUUGUUUUUGAUCCUCUCUCGAUGUUCAUGUUGUAUAUCAGUUGCCCCCCCCCCCCGUUCUAACUUAACACAACUCCCCUCCGGCUUCUCUAACAGCAUCCUCGGUAUUUUAGCGUAAAAUUGCACUUAAAAAAAAUCUUUUUCAAUUUGCCGUUUUUUAAAAACCAUCAUUAUGGUUUUUCUUCAUCACCCGGACAAUGAGCAAUAAUCCCUGUCCAGAAACUUAACUGACAUGACAACCAUGACACCCCUCCCUGCUCCCCUCUCCUCCCCUCCCCACCACCACCGCUGGCAACAGGGAGAGAACUCUCUGUUUCCACCUCACAUUAGCUCACCUCCGUUAACUGGGAUAACCUUAGUUAACCUCUGCACUAAUGCGUGUCUCACAAUCUGAUCCGGUGCAAUGUUUCCACUCGCUCAAAAUUUUCCUCCGCCUCAUAUUUAUCUACCCUUUAUUUCUCAGAUGGAAGAUUGUUGUUUUUUUAUAUAUAUAUUCUGUUGAUAUAAUUGUUAGUAUUAAUACUUCUCUUGACAUUGUUGUCGUUUAGCCUCCUCCUUGUUUUCAGAUUUAAGCAUGAUUUCUUUUACAGAAUGAAAAGCUAUUUACAAAUCUUUUCUUUUUAUUUGCAAAGUUGUUGAUAAUUCUUUUUUUCUUUUUUUUUUGCUUCUGUUUAAUUUAGCAUGAUCGAUGAGUGUCUUUAUUUUAGAAAUCAACAGAUGUCUGUAGUCUCUCUCUCUCUCUCUCUCUCUCUCUCUCUUUGUAGCUCUAUGUUUGCCUUCUUUUUAAAGAUGGCUGUAUGAAUGUAAAAGAUGCUGACAAAAAAGGUUGGAUGGUGUUGUCCAAUACUGUGGUUAACCCAAUCAAUUUGUUUACUGCAAACCAAACUAUUCACAACAGAGAUGAUAUAUUGGUUACAAGAGAUAUGUUUAUAUAAACCUAUUCUAUAAGUUGUUCUUUUUGUACAGUAUUUUUCCUAUACAUUACUGAACUAUGUAUUUUAAAGGCACAACAGAUCCAAAAUAUUAUUAAAAAAUACAAGUAUAUAACUAAAAGACAAAUGCAUAUAGUGGUAUUUUAAUAUUCUAUAUUAGUUAGGAUGUGGUAGUUUUACAGAGAUUUGUGGAUAUUCAGCAGCACCUAAACUUCCUGGGCAUUAUUAUGAUUAUCACCAUCAUUAACACUCCUUCUUAUGUUGGUGCCACCUUUAAGAUCCCAUCAAACUCAUAGGAAUCAGAUGCACCAAAACAAAAUGCAGUCCAGAAGAAAGAAUGUAAAGAUAGGCCCUUUCCAAAAUCUAUCGACUCACAUCCAAUGCAAAAACACACAGUUCAUCGUGUUUAGUGUGGCAACCCCCCCCCCCCAAAAAAAAUGCGUUCCAACAUAAGUUGUCUGGCAACCGGCUUUUCUUUCUUUCAAGGGCGAAUCUUCAAACUUGUCGAGGCUUUCUGUAAACACGCAGCUUGUGAGUCUUGUUUCUUUCUGAUCUGAUUUGACGGGAUGAAGUUACUAUGAAGGAAGGGAAAUCUAUAGCUGGUUACUAUUGCUGCUCUGUCUGUGUGUGAUUGGUUCCUUCAGCCAAUGCAGUUGUAGCGUGUCCCUGAGCCUGAGUGAUGGAUACUGGAAAGCUUUUUAAGCCCCCCCCCCCCGUUACUUGUGUUGUAGUGUAGAGCUGCAUGCUGCAGAGUUUUCUGCCAAUCAGUCACAAGUGGGAUGAGACCGAUUACUGUAUUUGAAGGCUGAUACUGACAUUUCUGACCAUACUAUGGGAGUCCAGUUAUGCAAAUAUUCAAAUUAAAUUAUCUAAAAGAAUAGUUACAGCAAGACUCUAUCUGUGUAUUGAAUAUAUGGCUGCAGCCAGUUAGCUGGAAACAUCUGGCCUAGCUCUGAUCAGUGCUAACAAGACCCACCUACCAGCACCUCCAGAUUCUGUACAAAAACUAAUGUGUGUUGUUGUUUGACACUUAAGUUUUUGUAUGGAUUAAACAAAUUAGACACGACAUUAUUAAGUGAGCUAGAAAUGCUGAUAGGAGGGAUUUUGUUACCUUUGGACAGAGCCAGGCUAGCUGUUUCCACCUGUUUGCAGUAACCUGUGCUAAAGAGCUGCUGGCUGUAGUCUUAAAUUUACUGCACAGAUAUGAAAGUGGUAUUAACCAUCCUCUUAUCUGUCUGCAAGAAAAAUUUAUUUUCCAUUUGUGUGCACAUGACGAAUGAUUAAAACUAUCUUAAGGCUGAAAAAUAGCCACCCUGCAAGGAGCGAUUCCCCCCACUGGACAAAUUCAAAUUCAAAAAGUCCAGUUUGCAAUUUCAAUUUUAAGUUCAGGCUGUCGGCCAAAUUAAGAAAGAAAAGUUACAUUUCAUUUUUUGUUUAAAAAAAUAAAAAUAAAACAAAAAUCUAUCCGCUUUUUUCCUUUUCCUUAAUUGUGCUUUUUUUUUUACAUGGAAAUGGAAAUUUGAUGAAUUAAUUUUAUUAUUGGCAGCUGUGGACAUCCAUAAUUUUAUUGAAUGUCUGUUCAAAUUUAGGUCAUGUUGGGAAAAACAUCGGAACACGGGAAUUUAAAAACAUAACAAACCUAAACAUAACAAUCAGAAAAGCCAGUAUCGGCCCAAUAACACAGCAAACGGACAGAUCAGUCUGAUCCAAGCCCAGACUUGGCUGAACAUUAUCUAUCCAAUCCAAAGGUGUGUGCGAUAUGAAAUUAUUCUUUUCUAACCGCAAACUAUGGUCUUAAUGUUUUUUGUGCUCUAGAGGGUGUUUCCCUUCUGCACCUUUUCUGCACAGAUGCACUCGAGUGUGAACAGGGUUUGUAGAGAAAAGUGAAGACUGGAAUGAUGCUGAUCCGUGAAUCUUUGGAGCAUCUUUUUAUGAAGUCGUAUAUAUAUAGGAAAAAGCCAAUAAUUAAUCCAUGUGUAUCCCAAAAGUACCUCACUGUCGAGUGAUUUCACUACCUCACCCGGAAAUGUUAACCAUAAUUCUGAGUCUAUUCCAGUGCCUUGAAUACACUGACUGUUCCCCAGUCUCUCAGCAAUGUAAAGAUCUCAUCACAGCACCACUCGGAUAGGUUCAGAUCUGCACUGAAGGGCUUCUUAGUGCAUCAAAAAUCUAUAUAUUAUAUACACUGACUCCUUUCAUUUCUUAUUUUGGACAUUGCAACAGACUUGUAACCAUUGUAUUCAUGGCAACACCAACGGACUGUUUCAGAGUGUAUAAUAAUACAACAUAAAAGAGUAUUCGGUCUUGUCUGUCAUGGAAUGGAUGCAUAACAUUUGUUUGUGCUGUUCAGCCCUCAGCCUCUCUGUCUCUCUGUAAUUUGUAGUGUCUAAUAAAAUCCCAAUUCUUUUCUGA